UACGCUCGGCGAGGUUGCUGCCCGCGCGGCGCCCGUUCGUUCGCCGCUGUUUCUCUCGCCGCCUGUCGAGGUCCGGGCGCGCCAGGGAGGGGGGAGAAUUCUGUGGUUCGCGGAGCGCCGCGCGCAGGUGGUUGUUUGAAGUCAUUUUAAGAAGAGCUUGGAUUUUGAGAUGCAUUAACGUUUAGAGGCCUCCUUUUGACUUAAGGUAUGAUGUGAAUAUGCGUUGCUUGGCGGCUCGGGUCACCUAUAAGACUUUGAUCAUCAUCUGUGUUCUCUUCACUCUGGUCACGGUCCUGCUGUGGAAUAGAUGCUCCAGCGAUAGAACAGCACUGUUCCUGCGUGACCCAAACGGUGCCUUCCGGGUGGACGGACUGGACAAGCGAGCAGCGGCGUCGGAGAGCAACAAUGAUGUGAACAGCCUAGCCAAGCAACAGAGCGAGGAGGCCUCGCCCCAGGAGCAGCAGAAAGCUCCCCCUGUAGUCGGUGGUGGCAGCUUCCAUGGGAACAAACUCUUGGGGCUGAAGUACGAGGAGAUCGACUGCCUGAUCAACGAUGAGCACACCAUCAAGGGCCGGCGGGAGGGUGGCGAGGUCUUCCUGCCGUUUUCGUGGGUGGAAAAGUACUUUGAAGUCUAUGGGAAAAUUGCCCAGUAUGACGGCUAUGACCGGUUUGAGUUCUCCCACAGCUACUCCAAAGUAUACGCCCAGAGAGCCCCUUACCAUCCAGAUGGAGUCUUCAUGUCCUUUGAAGGCUACAAUGUGGAAGUCCGGGACAGAGUGAAGUGCAUCAGUGGGGUUGAAGGUGUGCCGUUAUCCACCCAGUGGGGGCCUCAAGGCUAUUUCUACCCCAUCCAGAUCGCUCAGUAUGGACUCAGCCACUACAGCAAGAAUCUGACUGAGAAGCCGCCCCAUGUGGAGGUGUACGAGACAGCGGAGGAGAGGGACCAAAGCAGCCAGCCAGGUGACUGGACUGUGCCGAAAGGCUGCUCCGUCACCACCUUGCCUGACAAGUCCAGGUUCACAAACGUCAAGCAUUUUGUGGUCCCAGAAAAUUCUGAGGGCGCCUCUCUGCAGCUUGGAAACUCGAGGGACUUCAUUAUUUCUUUUGACCUCAAAUUCGUAACGAACGGCAGCAUUUCCGUGGUCCUGGAGACGACCGAGAAGAACCAGCUCUUCACAGUGCACUAUAUCACAAACUCUCAGCUGAUCGCUUUUAAAGAUAAAAGCAUUUCCUAUGGCAUCGGGCCCAGGACUAGCUGGAGCACGGUCACCCGAGACCUUGUGACGGACCUAAGGAAGGGGGUUGGCCUCUCAAACACAAAAGCGGUCAAGCAGACCAAAAUCAUGCCCAGAAGGGUGGUGAGGCUGGUGGUGAAGGGAAAGGGGUUUAUUGACAAUGUCACCAUCUCAACCACAGCCCACAUGGCAGCCUUUUUUGCUGCUAGCGAUUGGCUGGUGAGGAAUCAGGAUGAGAAGGGCGGGUGGCCAAUCAUGGUGACUCGGAAGCUGGGGGAGGGCUUUAAGUCUUUGGACCCGGGUUGGUAUUCUGCUAUGGCACAAGGACAAGCUAUCUCAACCCUAGUCAGAGCCUUCCUGUUGACAAAGGACCACGCGUUCCUCAAUUCGGCUUUGCGAGCGACAGCACCUUACAAGCUCUCGUCAGAGCAACACGGCGUGAAGGCCGUCUUCAUGAACAAACAUGACUGGUACGAGGAGUAUCCCACUUCUCCGAGCUCCUUUGUUUUAAAUGGGUUCAUGUACUCCCUGAUCGGACUGUACGACUUAAAGGAAACUGCAGGGGAGAAGUUAGGAAAAGAGGCAAAGCUUCUGUAUGACCGGGGCAUGGAGUCCCUCAAGGCCAUGCUUCCGCUCUAUGACACGGGUUCGGGAACCAUCUAUGACCUUCGUCACUUCAUGCUCGGCACGUCUCCCAAUUUGGCCCGGUGGGACUACCACACCACCCACAUCAACCAGCUUCAGCUGCUCAGCACGAUAGACGAGUCCCCCGUAUUCAAAGAGUUCGUCAAGCGGUGGAAGAGCUACCUGAAAGGCAGCAGGGCCAAGCACAAUUGAGCAGAGCUGAGAACCAAAACGAUGUUUCCCCUCGACCGCUCUGCUGAUGAAUUGCCAUCUUUUGAACUAAGCUAAGGAAUAGUUGAAAAGGUGGUGUGUGCGUGUGUAUGUCCUGGCUUUUGAAAGCAGGCUCUGUUUCAAAGAAGUGGUCCUUAAAACCCAUCUUUUUAACCAAUUGCAUUCCAGUGGAUAAAUACUUGAGCAUGGGAAGGUGGGAUUGCCGAGCAGAGGGUGGGACCCAAGCCUGCGGUGCUGUCAUAGGCAGAGUUGUUUCAGUUUAAGCUCACGGUGGGUUUGAACUGGAGAUACUCUGUGUUAGGAUUACCCUGUUAACUUGUUUACAAAUCUUCUCCACAGUGAUCCGUUGUGACCCUCCAGCAUAAUGUGUGUGUCCUCAUGAGGGUUCCUUCCCUUAUUUAGGAGAAAAAGGAACAUACAGAUGGCUUUCAUAAUACAGUGUCUGCCAGGGAAAUUAGAAUAUGGCCUCUUUAAAAUAAAAACAAUAGAACUCUUUCUGUUUGCAGCAGAGUUGAAAAAACAAUAUUAUUUUCUAGAAGACACCUUUGCCUACUUGGAUCCCAGAGAGUAGACAGCAUCCCUCUUUUUGAGGGAAGAAGUUUUUUUUUUAAUACGUUCGUUUCCUUCUAUGGAAAUUUCAAAGCUAUUUGUUUAAAAAUAAUCAAGUACUUUAAAUGCUUCGUUUCUUUGAAGAUGUAUCAAUGGGGAAAUUGUAAUGCCCUUCGGGAUUCCCCGUGAAGCUCUGUGGAAGCCCCACCAACAGCAAGAACUGCCAAAGAGCCCAUCCGUGUCCUUGUGCAGUUCCCCACUCUAUGUGCUCGAUGGAACUUGCCCGUUGUCGAGCCGGAGCACUUGCUCUCUAAGCACAACCACAGCCGACUGCACAAAAGGUGGCCGCCCGGUCUCCAGCUGGUUCCAUUGGCCCAGUUUUAAGCUUUAUCUUCUCUUUCCUCUGUGAUAGUGUUACAAACAGACAAACCUUGAUUUACAGGUGGAGUUAGGAUGAGCAUUGAGGAGUUUUUCUGCAGCAUUUAGAUCUUGCAAGUGCUCCUUUGCAUUUUAUUUUUCUUAUCCCUAGGGAAGUGAGCCGGACUCUUGUGGUUGCUUGCCUGGGAGUCAUUCCCUUUCGGCCUUCUGCCCCUGAUCUAAACCCGACUGCCCUGGCUUCUUCAUCCAUUUGGCUUGGACCAGUGUUAAUCAUGGUGAAGGCUGGCCCAUUGGGCUUCUGCAAGCACAGGCAUGUGCAGUUCCCAUGUAUCUCAGUCGAUGCCUCCAUGUCCAGCUGCAGAUGUGCCUGGGGAAAGCCUCUUGUGAUGCUCCAAGCCAUUCCAUGGAACCCUCCCAUUAAUGAGGUCGUUUGGAGACUUGGGGUGAGAGUUUGCUUAGAAAGGGUUAUGGGGCUGCCUGGAAAAUUCCUUCCCUUUCUCCCAUCCUGUCAGAUGCCCUGCAUUUGGCCACUCCCACUUGAUUCCCAGCCUCCGAGAAAGCAGAUGUUUGAGAAAUCCAAGCAGAUGGCAGGUAUAAACUGCUGAAAAGGGUAUAAACUGGCAGGCAUAAACUGCUCAAAAAUUUGUGAAGGAUGCCCUUCCCAGUGAGGGGCAAGUGAAGUGUGCCUCGCCGAUAUAUAGUGCCCUUUCAUUGCCAUUGGUUGUUUCUUCUGCAAACCACCUGGCUGGUCACCAAAGCACAAACUCUAGAUGCGUUUCAGCCAAGUUAGAUAUUCAUUGUUGGCAAUUAUUCAUUCCUUAUGCUACCAAUUGCAGAAUCGCCCACGUUACUCUGUAAGGACAUGGGUGGAUCUCUCAAAGGUUUUCUGUAGAGGGAGGGGCGAAAUUAUUUUUGCUGAUUCCCCCCUUCCCACCUCAGAUCCCCCAACUCACCUCUUGCUGUAUCCUGCCCCCUCCCCCCAUAAAGCAAAAUCUCAAUGGGCUCUUUGGGCCCCAGCAGAAGGGAGAAGGUGAAGAAAUCAUGCUGUGUUGAUAGUGCUAUCGGUGGAAACAUUCAGCGGGAUUCAGGCCAUUGAGGCAGCUGUAUUCAAAAGAUGUGUCAGAAUUGCAGCAUCUGCAUCGAGCUUGGAGAAGUGAGUGAGCUUUUCGAAUGGCUCCCAGAAGAUUUCCCAUCUUUUGCCUUAGUAUAUGGUUUCUUCAUGCCAGGGUAGAAAACUAUUUCAAGUUGGUGACACUUUUAGGCCCCUGCCCUAUACCGGUUUGAGAGAAAAAGUUAACUUCCUUGGCAUCUAGUGAGCAACUUGGCAGUUCUGUCUCUCCAAGUCUUGAGACAGCAAUCUGUGGUGUCCUUCAUGUAGAGGUGAUUCAGCAUAUUGUUUGUGAAGGAAGUCGUAGUUAGAGAAAUGAGGGUGGAAAGGGUCCAUACUGCAAAGAGAACGGCGGUUUUCCUUUGAGAAGCAGGAGAAUUUUGGAAAAGAGAAGGAGAGUCCUUGGAACCCAGGAGUCUUGGACUGCGUCACUUUUUCUGUUCCUGCCAGUGUGUGUUGAACAAUUGCCCGAAGGGCCGCAGAUGGGUGGCAAAAGCAGAUGUGAGCCUUGGAAGUCUAUCCUUGGUAAUGAUACCUAAGUGCUGAGAAAAGAGGGUUUUCUAAGAAGCAUUGCCCCUUCCACAAGACUCACGUUCCCUUUAUUCUUCUUGCAAAGUGCAGCCCACUGGACUUGGAGCAGCAGGUUUUGGAAGUACCACUUUGGCGAAAAGUUAGUGCCUUAACCAAAUGACUGUAGCUUUCUGUUGCAAUCAGAAAUGACAGUUCCGUUGUGGCAUUGGUGGUUCUGUGAUUCACCUCAGCAUCCCCAGGGCUUCCAGGCGUGUAAGGUUUUUGCCUGCAUCUUGGCCUCAGAUUGCCAGGGGUGUAGCAGGUUGGAAGAGCUAGCUCUGUUCUGUUUGAAUCUUGGGGGCCUUGUUCUGUCUCCUUGACCUGCUGCCUUGGGUUGCACUGACGAUUGUGUUAAGUACGGGCUUCUCGCCAUGGUUAACUGGAUUGUUGGCAGCAGACGUGUGGCAGCUGGGUGAGUGGCUGGUGGAUAAAGGUGAUCGAGAGGGGAAGAAGCAUACUCUCCCACAGGCUUGUUGUGAUUGGGGGCUUAUCUUCUGCAAAAAGGGGAUUGUGAAUGUUUGCUCCUUGAGGUAUCUCCCAUAACGUUCCGGAUCUCUUAAACACGGUUAGAUUGGAAACACGCUGUCAUUUCAUGUAUACCUCACCUUUCCUUUCACAUGUGUUCCUGCUCCUAUCCCUGUUCAUAGUUAACCAUGGUGCAGUGCUAACAGAAGGUUUAGCCCAAGGUUUUGAAAGCUCUGGUAACCAUGGCUUGUGUUAACAUUGCUGCUGAAUCCUGGUUAGCUCAAAGGGGGCUAUUAAUUGGGGUGGGGGGAGCCUCGGCAUGCUCUCAGCCGAUUUAACUUUGGGGAUCUGUCUGCCCUUGGGAGUGUGUGUGUGUGUCUGAGGUGGCCAGCCAUGGCUGGUGAUAGAAUUCCAAGGAGUUGUUUCUUGCACGUUCUUUAUUUAAAGGGGGGGCGGGUUGUAAUAGGGCGGACGCUGGUGUGCAUUGGGUCAUCGAAGCGCUAACCCGAUGCCUUGUGGUUGGCUUCCACCUUCUCCGUCACAUCACUACACAGCAGUGUUUUCUCACAAGGGGCACUGUGCAUGUUAGGAGACACAGUUCCGUGAGACACAAGCACAACUGCUGACGGGGGCAGCGCUGGCCGUUUUCUUCCCUGCCCUCGCAAGACGUUCACUGACCGGGAAGCUGCUCUCUUUUGCCCGCCUUGUCAUGGUUCUCACGUCGUUUUUUGUUUUCCUUUUACAUAUGGGAUUUACACCAUGUGUUAAAUAUGCAAUAAAUUGUUUACAAGAUGCCUUUUUGGUGGGCAGUAAGUCCUUUGUAAAGCUGUACAGACUUUGUGGGUUAAGCACAAUGUGCACAGGUUAGUUUUAUAUACAGCAGGUCAUGAUUUUUUGCAGUGGGAAGGAACCUAUUAUGUUUAUAUAUCUAUAAGAAAGACUAUUAAAGUAAACCGACCAACCUUUGUGCUUCAUGUAAAGCUGCUUUAUAAAAUUGUAAAAUAAAAAGUUUUUAAUCUUACAA
Eublepharis macularius is the source of this 6184-nucleotide messenger RNA. RefSeq names its product glucuronic acid epimerase (gene GLCE). Gene Ontology annotation, molecular function: heparosan-N-sulfate-glucuronate 5-epimerase activity. The record is from RefSeq and is a predicted model, not a curated record. The coding region runs from base 219 to 2072 and encodes 617 amino acids. NCBI's taxonomy places the organism in Eukaryota, Metazoa, Chordata, Lepidosauria, Squamata, Eublepharidae. The transcript is spliced from 5 exons. Gene Ontology annotation, biological process: heparan sulfate proteoglycan biosynthetic process. Gene Ontology annotation, cellular component: Golgi apparatus.